Messenger RNA from Linum trigynum, 2993 nucleotides. The record is from the annotation of a GenBank genome assembly. NCBI's taxonomy places the organism in Eukaryota, Viridiplantae, Streptophyta, Magnoliopsida, Malpighiales, Linaceae.
GAUAGCUCUCUUCCGCCGUCAGGCGAAGUCGCUCCCUUUUCGUUUCUUUCUUUCGCCGCCGGAACCAGACGAUUAAGAGAACCAAGCAUAGAGCUGGUCGGAGUCGAUCUCAGUAGCCCUCUUGUCAGAAAUUCUUACAACCCUUUUCCCGCGCUCUUCAUUUUCCCCCCAUUUUGCCAGUCUGGUGUUUGGGUUUAAGCUUCAGGGAAAUGGAGAGAUGGCGAUUGCUUUCUGGGCGUUUCUUAUGAAAAUUCUCUGCCUCUUCCGUUGGUGCCCUCUCUUUCCCUUUGUGAUUAUUACUGCUGUUGUUGGAUUCGUGCUUAGGUUGUAUGUUUGGUUGCUUAGAAAUUGAGAGAAAGCUAGACGAGGUCAACCCAUUAGGUUUCUCUCCUCGGUUCCAGUAGUAGCAGAAUGCAGUUUAGCUUAGACACGCAUGCUUCAACUUAAACUCGUUAGUUGUACAACUCUAGGAUAGGAGGAGGUCAUUUAGCUUCGAUUUCCAUGAAUUCCUGACCUCUAUUGAUUUCCAGUAUUAUUUUCUGUCCAUUUUUGGUCGUUUCAUCUUGCAUUUCCUUUUUGUUUGGUGUAGGUCAAACGCCAAGGAAAGGCUCGUUGCUUAGCCGGGAACGCGAGCUCUGUGAGAAAUUAGUCAUUAUUAGAAGACUACCGGUUUCCUUAUCACUGUUUCUAGCUUUGUUAGACUGGUAAGGAAAUGAGUUUGUCUGUGGUUCUACUUGUCUAACAAGGCUGACUAUUUGUUAUGCUCAAAGGAGAUAGGUCCUUUCAUUCUGGUAGUUGCAUAAGGAUACUGACCAAUGAGUGCUUACUAUAUCUCCUUAAGCCAUUGAUUCUACACUGCAAGCUCCUAGAAGCAGCUUCAAGACGAUUGUUUGGUGUAGCUUGUGUUUCAAUAGUGGAAAGCAUUUUCAGUAAUUAUGCCAAAGACCAUUGAUUCUAUACUGGUUGAUAGUAUCACAGUCGAAGUUGAUAGCUGAUUUGAUCAACGUGCUAUUGCAGAGUUUUAUCACCAAAGAGUUCAGCCAGGAAGUUAACCAAUGACAAGCUAAAGGGCUAGUUCCCGGCUCUUCAACAGGUGCCAUAACCACUUACAUUGUUCUUAUUGCUUCUGUACCACUCAAUUCAAAGAAAUAGCACAGUAGACUGAUAGAGAAGAAUUGGGAUUGGGAAUUGAGAAAGAGAAUUAGGGAUUUGAAGUAGAAUUGGGGAAGAACAGAGAGAAGAGGGAUUUAGGGAUUUUGAUAUUAUUAUUGCUUAAUUCCAAAAUGAACGUACUAAGCUCUCUUUUAUGAGUUUCAGCAACCAACAAAAAUAACCUAACUGCUACUCAACCCGGGCCCACUCGGCCGGCCCCAACCCACCUACCCGCCUCGCGGGUUUCUAUCAUAGACUCGAGCAGUAAGUAAAGAAUAACAGUAUGCUAAUAGAUUGGUCCCAGAUAUGAGUCAAUUCAGUUUCCGCAGGCGAUUUUACUGUACCAGGAACUGCUGAAGCUAUGGAAUCCAGUUCUGGAGAUUCUUCGGCUGUGCCAUGGUCGGAGAAAGGAUGGGGCGAGAAGGUUUCUGAGAAGGUGAUCAUGAAAUACAAUUCUCUUCCUAAGAAAGGAAAGCCGCAGGGAACAGAAGUCACAGUCUUGGCCGCAUUUCUCAUUUCCCGGCCUUCUGGAGUGUUAGAAGUGGUGGCUUUAGGGACUGGGACAAAAUGCAUUGGGAGGUCGCGCUUGAGCAAUCGCGGUGACGUUGUGAAUGAUUCUCACGCCGAGAUUAUUGCUCGGAGAGCUUUGAUGAGGUUGCUCUACACAGAGAUUCAGAGGCUCACCGAACUUCCAAACCAGCAAGGAAUGGCAGAUGGAAGGACACGGUUGCUUGAAGACAGCGCUGAAAACCGGUUGUUUGAUGUGGAUGGGGAUGAUGGUAACCAUGUGAAGUACAAAUUGAGAGCUGGGUGGGACUUGCAUAUGUAUAUCUCGCAGUUGCCAUGUGGGGAUGCCUCUGGAAGUUCAUCAUUUCUUUCCACGCGAAAUGCCUUCGAAAAAAAGGAAAAUUUAGCGAAUGAUUGUACAGGUGAGCCAUCGAAGAAGAAGCCAAGGACAGAUAGUAUUCAAGGUUCAACUGCGGUGGAUGAUCUAAGAUAUUGCGGCGUGGUUCAAAGGAAGCCAGGUCGCGGCGAUACAACAUUUUCAGUUAGCUGCUCUGACAAGAUAGCUCGUUGGAAUGUUCUUGGAGUUCAAGGAGCUCUGCUUUCACACUUCAUUCCACCUGUUUACAUUUCCUCUGUUACUGUCGGGAACUCUCCUACUAUUGCUGAAAGUUUUUGUUUGGAAGAGCACUUGAAAAGAUCGUUGUAUGAACGGAUCUUGCCAUCGUCAAAGGAAGUGUCAAAUCCCUAUCGAGUACAUGAGCCAGUUUUCUCGGUGGCUCCUGUACCACCCAAGGAGUUCCAGCAUGCUGAUACUGCUCUUGCCACUUUGACCUGCGGGUAUUCCAUAUGUUGGAAUAACUCUGGUUUGCAUGAAGUUGUCCUUGGGACCACUGGUAGAAAGCAAGGUACCUCUGUGAAAGCUGCUCUUUCUCCGUCCAGUCAGUCAUUGCUAUGCAAAAAGCGACUGCUCGAUCUUUUUCUGAUGCUGAGGCCCGAGUUUGAGAAAACAGACCCUCUCCAUGAGACUUCUUACAGAGACCUCAAGAGCAGCGCAAGCGAGUACAGUACAGCUUCAAAAACAUUUAAAGGGAAGCAGCCUUUUGAUAACUGGCCGAUGAAACCAUUGGAUCUGGAGGCAUUCUUUCAGGCUGGUGGAGUGGAGACUUGCAGUUACUAGGAGAUUAUGCGUGUGUAUUGCAGACAAUUUUGGAUAGUUUUGUGAGAAACCUUUGGCAUGUGAAAUUCAAUGUAUAAUGUGUUUGGAUAAGUGUAUUUCAAACGCAUAUAUAUUUGAAAUGCACACAUAUUUGAAAUUAUAAAUUUGAAAUGCUUUU